AUGACAGGAACUAACGGAAACGGUAGCAAUGGAAAUGGCAAUGGUGGAACCUCUGUGGGAACCAGCCGUGUGAAGCAGGGAUUGGCCCAGAUGUUGAAGGGAGGAGUAAUUAUGGAUGUCAUGAGUGUGGAACAAGCAAAGAUUGCCGAGGCUGCUGGUGCUGUAGCUGUCAUGGCGUUGGAACGCAUUCCUGCCGAUAUUCGUCGUGAUGGCGGCGUUGCUCGCAUGUCGGAUCCUGCUUUGAUUAUGGAAAUCAAGAAUGCUGUUACCAUCCCUGUCAUGGCAAAGGCUCGCAUUGGACAUUUUGUAGAAGCCCAAAUUUUGGAAGCCUGUGAGAUUGAUUACAUUGACGAGAGCGAGGUCCUUACCAUGGCUGAUGACAUUCACCACAUUGACAAAACAAAGUUCAACGCUCCAUUUGUUUGUGGAUGCCGAAAUAUUGGCGAAGCUUUGCGUCGUAUAGCCGAGGGAGCUUCCAUGCUUCGAACCAAGGGAGAAGCUGGAACUGGAAAUAUCGUCGAGGCGGUCCGUCAUGCUCGCACAGUCCAGGCUGAAAUUAGGCGUUUGGCAUCUCUGCCCAAGGAUGAGUUGUUUGUGGCUGCCAAAGAGCUUCGGUGCCCCUAUGAACUCGUUAAGGAAGUUGCAGAUAAAGGAAAACUUCCUGUUGUCAACUUUGCCGCUGGUGGUGUGGCUACUCCCGCCGACGCUGCUCUCAUGAUGCAACUCGGUUUGGAUGGGGUCUUUGUUGGAUCUGGAAUCUUCAAGUCGGCCAAUCCCGAGGCUCGUGCCAGGGCAAUUGUGCAGGCUGUAACCCACUACAAUGAUCCCAAGGUAUUGAUGGAUGUUUCCACUGGUCUGGGACCUGCCAUGGUGGGUAUUUCAGACAUCAAGGGCGAUCCUGUCAACUUUCGUGAUCGCGAGGGUGGCAUGCAGCAAUACGAUGGACGUGUCCCUCCCAAAAAGGAACUCCACGGAAACACAGAGGUACAAAUGUACGGUUCCUCUUGGGCCAACUAA
Messenger RNA from Seminavis robusta, 1017 nucleotides. The record is from the annotation of a GenBank genome assembly. Lineage: Eukaryota; Bacillariophyta; Bacillariophyceae; Naviculales; Naviculaceae.